This is a messenger RNA of Saxophila tyrrhenica, 3195 nucleotides long. RefSeq names its product translational elongation factor EF-1 alpha (gene TEF3). The transcript is spliced from 2 exons. Gene Ontology annotation, molecular function: ATP hydrolysis activity; translation elongation factor activity; ATP binding. NCBI's taxonomy places the organism in Eukaryota, Fungi, Ascomycota, Dothideomycetes, Mycosphaerellales, Extremaceae. Bases 1 to 3195 code for a protein of 1064 amino acids. The record is from RefSeq and is a predicted model, not a curated record.
AUGGCUCCCUCCCUCGAGGAGUCGACUCACUCCGAGUCUCAGAUCAAGUCUGAGAACAAGCAGUCCGUCAAGGUGCUUGAGGAGCUGAUGUCAAAGCUGUCCGUGUCCAAGAGCGCAGACGAGGCGAAGGGCACCGCGCAGGAACUGGCCGUCUUUAUCAACGGCGACAUCGAAGAGAAGGAUGCUCCUACGAAGGCGGUUGAGUCUCUUAGAAAGAUGCUCAACAAUAAGAAGGACGCCAACGCCCGGCAGGUGGCCUGCGAGACCAUCGCCAUCGUCGCGCAGCACUCCGAUAUCUCGCCAACUGUCGAGCCAUACCUGGUGCAACUCCUGCCGAACGUUCUUUCAGCCGUUGGCGACAAGAUGAACCCGGUCAAGAUCGCAGCACAGAGCGCAGCCAUUGCAAUCACCAAGGCGGCGAACGCCAACGCGGUGAAGGUCGUCAUUCCUCACUUUAUCCACUCGAUCCGCAACGCCCAGAAAUGGCCCGAGAAGAUGACCGAUUUGGAGUGCAUCGAGACUCUCUGCGACAGCGCCCCAGCUCAGACCGGUCUCCGUGUGCCAGAUCUCCUUCCCGUCGUCUCCGAGGCGAUGUGGGACACCAAGCCCGAGGUGAAGAAGAGGGCAUAUGUCACCAUGGAGAAGCUGUGCGAGCUCAUCUCCAACAAGGAUAUCGACCGAUUCAUUCCGGAGCUCAUCAAGUGUAUCGCCAAGCCAGAGAACGUCCCAGAGACUGUUCACUUACUUGGCGCCACCACCUUCGUCACCGACGUCCACGAGCCCACUUUGGCCAUCAUGGUCCCACUUCUCGAGCGUGGUCUCAAGGAGCGUGAGACUGCCAUCAAGCGAAAGUCCGCCGUGAUCGUCGACAACAUGUGCAAGCUGGUCGAGGACCCACAGAUUGUUGCUGCUUUCUUGCCACGCCUGAUGCCGCAGCUCGAGCACAACUUCAGCAACUUGGCCGACCCCGAGGCUCGCGAGAAGACGAAGCAGGGUCUCGAGACUCUUACUCGUGUUGGUGAUGUCAAGGACGGCAAGAUCCCAGAGGUCUCGCGUGUUGGCGACAUCGACACUGUGUUCGCAAAGCUCAAGGAUAUUGUGGGCGGCGAUGUCGCCACCAAGUUUGAGCCCAUUCUUACCUACAUGGCUGCGAUCGGCGGUCAGCUCAUCGACGAGAAGGACAGCGACAACACGACCUGGACUCUCGCUCUUUCGAAGUACAUGAACGCGAUCGUUGGCGAAGAGAAGGGCACUGGCUUGGUCGAUACUCUGCGCAAGCGCGCCUCCCCACUCGCUGCCGACGAGGACGAGGUCGAACCAGACGAAGAGGAGGGCGAGGACCUGUGCAACUGCACGUUCAACUUGGCCUACGGUGCUAAGAUCCUGCUGAACCAGACGCACCUGCGCCUCAAGCGUGGUCAGCGUUACGGUCUGCUCGGCCCCAAUGGCUCUGGCAAGACGACACUCAUGCGCGCCAUCAACAACGAGCAGGUCGAGGGCUUCCCUAAGCAGAACGAGGUCAAGACUGUCUACGUCGAGCACGAUCUGGAUGCUGCGGACACCGAGAUGACGGUGCUCCAGUGGACCCAGAUGAAGCUCAAGCAGGCCGAGUUGAAACUUUCAGACGACGAAGUCAAGAACACGCUCAUCGAGUUCGGUUUCGUGGAAGAGCAGCUCAUGGGCCCAAUCACCUCCCUUUCCGGUGGCUGGAAGAUGAAGUUAGCCCUCGCCCGCGCUGUGUUCGAGAAGCCCGACAUCCUCCUCCUGGAUGAGCCGACCAACCACUUGGACGUGAAGAACGUCAAGUGGCUCGAGGACUACCUCACCACAUCUCCCUGCACCUCGAUCAUCAUCUCGCACGACAGCACGUUCCUCGACCACGUCGUCCAGCACGUGAUUCACUACGAGCGCUACAAGCUCAAGCGGUACCGUGGCUCGCUCAGCGAGUUUGUAAAGCGUGUGCCAUCCGCCAAGUCUUACUACGAGCUCGGUGCCUCCGAUAUGGAGUUCAGAUUCCCCGAGCCCGGUUUCCUCGAGGGUGUCAAGACCAAAGCCAAGGCCAUCAUCCGUGUCUCGAACAUGACCUUCCAGUAUCCCGGCACCGCGAAGCCACAGAUUCAAGACAUCACCUUCCAGUGUUCGCUCGGCUCGCGUAUCGCUGUCAUUGGUCCCAACGGUGCCGGCAAGUCGACUCUUGUCAACGUUCUGACUGGCGAGCUCAUCCCGACUUCUGGUGAUGUCUACCAGCACGAGAACAUCCGUAUUGCGUACAUCAAGCAGCACGCUUUCGCUCACAUCGAUCACCACCUUGACAAGACUCCGUCCGAGUACAUCCAGUGGCGCUUCCAGACCGGCGAGGACCGUGAGACCAUGGAUCGUGCCAACAAGAUUGUCACUGACGAGGACAAGAAUGCGCAAGAGAAGAUCUACAGGAUUGAUGGCUCGCAGCGCAAAGUCAUUGGCAUCCACUCGCGUAGAAAGCUCAAGAACUCUUACGAGUACGAGUGUUCGUUCUCGCUGGGCGAGAACGUCGGCAUGAAGAACGAGAAGUGGACCCCGAUGAUGACCAACGAGAACCAAUACCUCCCGCGUACCGAGCUCAUCCAGUCGCAUCAGAAGAUGGUGGCCGACGUCGACCAGAAGGAGGCCCUUGCCAGCGGUCAAUUCCGCCCGCUCGUUCGCAAGGAGAUUGAGGCCCACUGCGCCAACUUUGGCCUCGACGCCGAGCUCAUCUCGCACUCCCGCAUGCGCGGUCUCUCCGGUGGCCAGCGUGUCAAGGUCGUGCUCGCCGCCUGCUCGUGGCAGCGUCCUCAUCUGAUCGUGCUCGACGAGCCGACCAACUACCUCGACCGUGACUCCCUGGGUGCUCUGUCCAAGGCGCUGAAGUCGUUCGAGGGUGGUGUCAUCAUCAUCACGCAUUCCGCCGAGUUCACCAAGGACUUGACCGAGGAAGUGUGGGCUGUCAUGGACGGUCGCAUGACGCCUUCCGGCCACAACUGGGUGCAGGGUCAAGGUGCUGGGCCUAGGCUGAAGGGUGACGAGGAGGAGGAGGAGAAGUUCGACGCGAUGGGCAACAAGAUCGAGUCGACGAAGAAGGCGAAGAAGCUGACGAGUGCCGAGCUGCGCAAGAAGAAGAAGGCGCGCAUGGCCCGCAGGAAGGCAGGCGAGGAGGUCUUCUCCGAUGAGGACGACUAG